This is a messenger RNA of Psylliodes chrysocephalus, 823 nucleotides long. The record is from the annotation of a GenBank genome assembly. NCBI's taxonomy places the organism in Eukaryota, Metazoa, Arthropoda, Insecta, Coleoptera, Chrysomelidae.
CGAUAUCCUACUUAUACGGACCUUCUACAAAUUUCCUCCAGAGGGCGUAUCACUUAGCUUGAAUCGCGAAUAGUUUUAAAAAGCACCUUUCUAAUAGUGUUUCGGGCUGCAAAAAAAGCUUGGAGGGCCGCAGGUUGAGUCCGGCUGUAAUACAUGGUAGGCAUCGUGGUCAGGUGAAAUAGAAAGUAAAAAUGGAAGAAAACGGCUUAAAAGAUACAGUGCUGGGAUUAUAUCACUUAAAAAAGUGGAGGGAAAUUUUAAAGUUAAAUGAAAAUUCCAGUGAUAACGGUGCUUUAAAAUUGUUAUGGGUAUGGCCGGAUGAAAAAAAUUUAUUUUUUAUUAAACGAAUAGUUAAUGAUUUAGCGUGUGAAGGAAUUUCUUCAAUAGGCUGCGGAUGUGGACUUUUGGAAUGGAUUAUUAAUGAAGCUACAGGUCUCCCAGUACUAGGAUAUGAAGUAAAUCAAGAAUGGUGGGAAAGUAAAUAUUCUAAUCCAAAAUUUAUAAAAUUAAAUUAUGUUCUAAACAUUAAUGAAGAGUGUUUAGAUUCAAAAUAUGCAAUACUUUUCUGCUACUUUAACGACAGAGAUGCAUUUCAAAAAUAUAUUAAAAACUACAGAGGAAAUGUGGUGUUUAUAAUUGGACCAGGAAAAGAAAACUGGAAACAUACAGAUCCAAAACCAUUCAGUCCUGAUUUUGGUGGUUGCGAAUGGGAUUUGUAUAGUUAUCAAGAAGUGAAAAAUACUGGUGAUUACAUUGCUGUAUAUGUAAGGCACAAUAAUUAUCUAAAUAUUUAAAAAGCAUUCUUGUAUAAUGAUUAAUCCUA